UCCCCUUACGGGAAAAUUUUUUAAGCUAGAAGUUAAAAGGAUAAAAGAAGUUGAGCAACAUACUACAGUAUACGCUGUACCUUUCUCUGCUCUCAGCUUGAUUGAUGUAUCGAUUGAAUCAUUCGUCUAUCUGUCGUUUGAUUCUGUGGUAGAAAGAGAGAGAGAGAGAGAGUUUGCCAUGACAAAGAUUUCCUCGAUGAACCGCCACGGUUGUCCCAGCUGGUCUCUGGUUGUUCUGUUUCUUCUUCUGUUGCCACUUUUCUCUGGUGCCUCUUCUUCUACUACCGGUACUACUACUAGUAGUCGAGAUGAUGAUGAGAAACACCAGUAUCACAUUGGCGACAUGGAAUGUCAUUUUUUGGAACAACCGUUGAAUCAUUUUCACGUCCCCAAGGAAGAGUCUCCCACGUACCGACAACGCUACUGUAUCUACAACAAGUUUGUUGUUAUGACCAGUACGGCUCCCGUCUUUUUCUACACGGGCAACGAGUCUCCUCUCGAGCAGUACAUUAACCAUACCGGCUUGAUGUGGGAAUUGGCGCCCGUCUUUGGCGCGGAAAUUGUAUUUGUGGAACAUCGCUAUGAAGGUCAGAGUUUGCCCGCCUUUGAUAUCCCCCACUGCCUCGCGUAUUCGUCCAGCAAACAAGCGAUUGAAGAUUAUGCGCGUUUUUUGGAGUAUCAUCAAUUCCUCAAUACAACUACUACUACAGCUUCUAUAAGAAGACCCGUCAUUGCCUUUGGAGGAUCCUACGGAGGAAUGUUGGCGGCUUGUUUUCGCAUGAAGUAUCCCUCCUUGGUCACGGGCGCCAUUGCCGCUUCGGCUCCCAUUUGGGCAUUGCCACGGACCAAUCCCACCAUGAUUGAUGGAGCCUAUCGAGUGUUGCAACGAGGAUUGCAAUUGCCUUAUCCACCCACAAGCAAAGCGUCUCCAACAACUGAAAAUCAUUGUGCCACCAAUCUACUCGCCACCUGGCCGCUCCUCCAGUAUCUCUUUUCUCAUGCCAAUGGAAGUCGUGACCACCUGACAGACUGGUUUCGAUUGUGUCGACCCUUGGGCAGUCAUGAUUUGGGACAUUUGACCGCAUGGAUUCGAUCCCCGUGGUUUGAUUUGGCCGAAGGAUCCUUUCCGUAUCCGUCGUCCUACAUUCCCUUUGCCCUCUUGCCCGAGAAAUAUGACAAGCAUGGCAAUCUGUUGAAACUCCCACCUUGGCCCACACAAGCGGCUUGUUGGAAAUUUUCCCAAUUGCAUCGCGAUUGGGGCAUUCGGAUUCACGGCAAUCUGUCGAAUGUCCGCUACAACAUUUCCUAUGCGCUCGACUCUACAACUACCAAGAACUUGACACUGGCGAUUGAUUGGGAUCAAAUGACCAUUGUUCAUAACGAUGACCGCCACCAGGAUACUAUGCAGGUCUUGGAAUCGCCGCAGAUUCAAGGACUAUUGACCAGUGUACGAGAUGCCGUCGCCGUUUGGUAUAACAUUACACACGAAGAGCCGUGCUUCAAUCUCACACCGGCCAACAAUAUCAAUAACAACGACAGCAAUCGACGAGGAGGGCUCUUGCAACAACACCGAAAACGAGGACUGUAUCAUGGGACCGACAGCCUAGCCUUGAAAGACCGCCGCAAUCUACGAGACAGGAAAAACGCCACGGAACAAUGUCGCGAACGCAUUCAACCCGAUGCCGCCAGUUGGCCCGCACUCUGUUGCAACGAAGAAAUGAACAUGAUCAUUACCGAAGCCAUUGGAUUGGGACGAGACAUGUUUUGGCCGCCCAACUAUCCAAGGGGGACACGGUCGCAUGCCGAUGUCAUUCGACACGACAAUCAUAAUGACAACAACAAAGGCCCACCAUCGUUUUGUUUGGAUCCACAAGGUAUUUUUGGCUAUUCCCAGCUCCCCGCGGAUCCCUGGUCCAUACGAUUGGAUACGUACUAUGGAGGCACACGGAUUGCCAAUAACGCGUAUUCCAAUAUUGUCUUUUCCAAUGGGCUACUCGAUCCAUGGAUGGCCGGAGGAGUCAAUGUCCCGGACAUCUCUUCAUCAUCAGAACUGCCGAUGUACGAUGGACCCAUGGUGCGACCCAUUGGCAAGGAUAUGAUUGCCCUCAUUAUUGAAUUCGGAGGACAUCAUACCGAUCUCAUGUACAGCAAUGAAAAGGAUCCGGAAUGUGUCACCAAGGCACGGGAAAUUGAAAAGCAAUACAUUGCCAAGUGGAUUGCUCAAGCACAAAACUCGAACGACGACCACCAGGAGGAAUUGUAGCUACGUUGGCCCGUGAUCUCGACAAAAAGGCAAGGGGAACCAGCCGUUUCGUCGUCGUCAUCACGUCUAUGUUUAGAAUCUUUUGCAUAACGUCCUCUCCCUGUUGUCUACCGGGCUUUGUUCUCUUCUUUCUGGUUUUCGGGAGUUCGUCGGGCUGCAAGCGAGCA
Messenger RNA from Seminavis robusta, 2430 nucleotides. Lineage: Eukaryota; Bacillariophyta; Bacillariophyceae; Naviculales; Naviculaceae. The record is from the annotation of a GenBank genome assembly.